Didymella exigua CBS 183.55 is the source of this 1403-nucleotide messenger RNA. RefSeq names its product mitochondrial hydrolase. The transcript has 3 exons. Gene Ontology annotation, cellular component: mitochondrion. Lineage: Eukaryota; Fungi; Ascomycota; Dothideomycetes; Pleosporales; Didymellaceae. The coding region runs from base 268 to 1215 and encodes 315 amino acids. The record is from RefSeq and is a predicted model, not a curated record.
CAGAUCAUAAAAAUAUGCAAGCCCUCGAGCUCUUGAGGAUAUUAUUCGUUAUAGUAUGGAUCUGAGGAGGGCAUUGCACGGUCUCAUAAGAUAGGCGUCGCAUGACGAACACGUGUUCACUGUGAAUCGAGGGUUCGAUACAGCACGAGGCUCGACAUUCAGGUCAAGAUUGUAGGUCCUUCACGCGUGCUAGAUCACUAGCGCGAUGACGUUCGCUUCCAGAAAAGUUCGGUUCCGCGAUCGCGGAACAGCCUCAUCAAACACACGAUGCAUUCGACACUCCGCAGCAUACGGCCGCCCAGCAAGCUACUCGGGCUCACAAACCCGGCGAUCCGGAUACAGCUCGGCAACGCGACUCCAUCGCCGUCAUGGGCGCGUUCGUUCCACGCGUCUGCGAGCCUAAGGGCCGUUGAUCUUGCAUACAAGCUUCACGAUAACAAUGGGAAAGCCAACGGUGACCCCAUUGUGAUCAUUCACGGCCUGUUCGGCAGCAAAAGGAACAAUCAGGGCGUCAGCAACGUCUUUGCGCGCGAGCUCUCCCGCCCCGUCUAUGCUAUCGAUACACGAAACCACGGCGACUCGCCCCACGAUAAGGUCCACAACUACAACGCACUCGCCGAAGAUGUUGAGGCCUUCCUCAAGAAGCACAACCUAAAGAACUCGACCCUUAUCGGCCACUCCAUGGGCGCCAAGACUGUCAUGGCAAUGGCCCUGCGUGACCCGUCCUGCUGCGCCAACAUCAUCUCUGUCGACAACUCGCCCGUCGACGCCGCCCUCUCGUCUGAUUUUCCGAUAUACGCAGAAGGCAUGAAGAAGGUGGAGGAGGUCAAGCCCACGAGCCAGAAAUCUGCGGAUGAGGUCAUGCAACCAUAUGCCAAGGACCUGCCAGUCAGGCAAUUCCUAUUGUCGAACUUGGUGCGUCUGGCGCCUGGAGAGCACAUGCAGUGGAGGAUACCCGUCAACAUUUUGGCCAGGUCGCUCGACAAAAUGGCGGACUUCCCCUUCACGAACCCAGACGAGCACAGCUUCAGCAAACGCGCGCUGUUUAUUCGAGGCACCAAGAGCCACUACGUCAGCGAUGAGACGCUGCCCAUCAUCGGCCGCUUCUUCCCACGCUUCGAGCUGGUGGACGUAGACUGUGGACACUGGGUCAUUAGCGAGAGGCCUGAGGAGUUCAUCAAGGCUGUCAUCGAGUUCUUGAUGGAAGACCAGUGAUUGCAACGUCACAGUGAAAUGUUUUGAUGCAUUUGGCGGCAUGUUUGGACCUCAGGAGGCGUACAUGUAGACAUCUAGAGCAGGGUGCUCCGUUCAUACCCAUAGAUCUCCUACGUCGUUCAAAAAGAGAAGAUAGAGGAGGCAUAAUCGAUGACCCAGAACAGAGCUUGCGAUCAUAACAUCAUCCA